CUCUCUCUCUCUCUAUACAUAUAUAUAUAUAUAUAAAUCAACGUCUUUCUCCUCUCUCCCGCACACUUUCUAUCAAUCUCUCUCGCUCUCUGCCCUCUCUCUCACGUUCUUAUCCAUACAUGCAUAAACAUACAUAUCUGUCUGUGUAGCCACUGAGUCAUCUUGAAUUUCGCAAGAGAAAUAGUAGCUCUACAUACACACACACAUAUAUAUAUAUUAUAGAUAGUAAAUAGAUAGAUAGAUAGAUAGAUACAGAGGGAGACAUAAUUGAUGGGACGAUCGCCUUGUUGCGAGAAAGCUCACACAAACAAGGGGGCUUGGACCAAAGAGGAGGACCAGCGGCUGAUCAGCUACAUCGCCGCCCAUGGCGAAGGCUGCUGGCGCACCCUCCCCAAGGCCGCCGGCUUGCUCCGCUGCGGCAAGAGCUGCCGCCUCCGCUGGAUCAACUACCUCCGCCCCGAUCUCAAGCGCGGCAAUUUCACCCCCGAAGAAGACGAACUCAUCAUCAAACUCCACAGCCUCCUGGGUAACAAGUGGUCUCUGAUCGCUGGGAGGUUGCCCGGAAGAACAGACAACGAGAUAAAGAACUAUUGGAACACCCACAUCAAGCGCAAGCUCAUCGGCCGCGGCCUCGACCCCCUUACCCACCGCCCCCUCAUCAGCCCCUCCGCCGCUCAAGAACCACCCAGACCCAAUAAGCUGAACGUGGCCGAGUACUCAGUCGACGAUGGCAAGUGCAGCAGCAGCACCACGGUGGAGGAUAAGCAGCCGGAACCGGACCGUCGAUCCAUCAAUCUGGAGCUGUCGAUAGGCCUGGCUCCGUUCCAAUCCGGGACUCAGCGGAGCAGCUGCUCGGCGGAGUCGAAGAUGGUGAGGCAGAGCCAGGCAGGCCAUACGGCGGCGGCGGUGUGUUUGUGCUGGCAGCUGGGAUUGCUGAGCGGUCAACGGAGUGGCAAUUGCAAUUGCCAGAGCGCCAAUGGCUUGGCUUCUAUAGAUUAUUAGAUGGAUAAAUUAAUUAAUUCGUAUAUAUGGGUGUAUCAAUCAAUGAUAAUGGAUGGAAGGAUAAGGGAUUGGAAUUUUCCUUACAUAUUACAUACAUCUGAACUAUUCUGAAUUUUGAAGAAGAUGAAGAUAAAGAUGAAGAUGAAGACGAAAUAGCUGGAGGUGGGUAGUUGGUAGGUAGACCACCUUAUUAAUGGCUUCCCCCCACUCCUCCCCCCUCCCCCCUUUAUGUAUAAUUAAUUAAUUAAUUAAUUAAUUAAUUGCAUCUCUUUCUCUUU
Diospyros lotus (date-plum) is the source of this 1280-nucleotide messenger RNA. RefSeq names its product myb-related protein 330-like. Lineage: Eukaryota; Viridiplantae; Streptophyta; Magnoliopsida; Ericales; Ebenaceae. The record is from RefSeq and is a predicted model, not a curated record. The coding region runs from base 271 to 1002 and encodes 243 amino acids. The transcript is spliced from 2 exons.